AUGCUUUCUUUGAUUAUCUCCGCUUCUUUGCUAGAGUGGUAUCGUCAAGCUGCGGGUAAAACAAGGCUUCCUGAGAUGAGCUGUCACACAUGCUUUCGCGCUCCAGCUUCGCGACAACAAUUUCUUUGCUCCACCUGUGCUCGCAAUCAACUCUAUCAACUACGGCUCGAAAAUGCCAGGAUCCUCCUCGAAAAAGAAUCAAUAGCACAUCAAAUCGAAGCUGUAGUGAGACACAAUGCUGCCCAGGUCAAAGGGCUAGGUGAUCCCGCUGAGAACACUGCUGCCUGCGGUGAUUGCCUUUCUACCCAGUGGAGUUUUCAAAUAAUGGCCAAGAAAAAGGCCGAAUCUUCCUUACGGAUGAAGUCGCUCGCGAGUCGAACCGAAAACCUUAUCUCCGAAAUCAAUGGCAAAAGGCUCAAUGUUUCCCAGCGAAGGCUUACGUUGGCCCGGCGAUAUUCAGACUCAGAGUCUGCGCAAUAUCAACUUGGUGAUCGAGAGGAUGCUAUGCUCGCUGGCUUUCAUAACAAUAUCAAGAGGACAGAUCAUCUCUGGCAUUCGCUCCACAACAAGACUGCAGAAGCCCGCAUCUUUCUCUGUCGAGAAGCUGCUAAUCUCUAUGGACUACGGCAAAGGACAAAGAAUAAGGAAGGCGCACUUCAAGAGGCCUACAUAAUUGGCGGUGCCACACCAGCUCAUAUUUCGACGUAUCUUUUCUAUGUUGCUCAUCUUCUCGUCCUCAUUUCACAUUAUAUGUCUCUCAGACUUCCGGCAGAGAUCACUCUUCCCCACAAGGAUUACCCUUCUCCCACUAUAUGCGCACCGUCUGCAUCUUAUCUCUCACGGGGAGCAUGGUCAGCGUCAUAUUCAGACCAUCAAUCACCCCCCAUAUUGGCAGUAUUGAGAACGGCAGACCCGUCCCGUCUGCGUCGGUCACGGCCCCUUUUCAUCGAUAAGUCUCUUCCGAAGCUGGCCAGAGAGGAUCAUGGAACAUAUGCUCUUUUUCUCGAAGGAGUAACUUUGUUAGCCUGGAAUGUAUCGUGGCUGUGUCGUACUCAAGGAUUGAACUUAUCGUCGGAUUCCUGGGAAGAAGUGUGCAAUAUCGGGAAGAACAUGUGGCAACUACUUGUGGCGCCUCCUACACGGCCGUCAACCUUGUUGAGGGCUUUUGCCGGGCGUGAUAUACAGACGAAAAUGAGAAUAUCCAAGGACUCCCCGCGGACUACUAUUCAACGCACAAUGUCAUUCCCGAUGCUCGGCCAUUAUUCUCAUGGUACUGCACACUCAUUUCUAGGUGCUACGGAGGGCGCGGAGUUUGUGCGCACCUGGAAACUUCCAACACCAAUCAAAGUGGCAGACAAGUUAAAGUCAACCCUUUUGGGAGAGAUGGCCAGUGCCGAAUGGGAGUUACUCGAGGGCGACUCGGACGACACAGGCCAGGAGCCUACUCAAUCUUUCAUUCGACGGCCUUCUUUUACCGCUGGCCCACACCUUCACAAAGGGUCAACUAGUGAUAGCCUAGAUUCUACAGUUCCCGACGCAGAAACCUGGAACGGACCUAGCAGCCCCGCUGCUCGGCUGAAAGGAACGAGUGGCUGGACCAAGUUGAGAAACAGAUAGUACUAUUAUCGAACUGCUUUGAUAAAUCCUUUUAUAUGUGGUACUUAGAUCUUUCUUUCGCAUUGCUUCAGAGUCGUGACUCAAAGAUGUACUCAUUGCCGGGCCUCUGGGCUGUCCUCACCAGCCACACCAUUCAGGAGGACUGGAGAUCUGGGGGGCGUCGAGCCCCCUAAUACUUUUGUUGGACUUCGGGUAGAUUUUGUCAGAUAAGCCUGCUACGUAGUGGGGAGAUUUUGUAUAAUAUGAUUCAUGUGG
Aspergillus heteromorphus CBS 117.55 is the source of this 1872-nucleotide messenger RNA. Its product is annotated as Atg14 domain-containing protein. The transcript is spliced from 4 exons. Gene Ontology annotation, biological process: SNARE complex assembly. The record is from RefSeq and is a predicted model, not a curated record. Gene Ontology annotation, molecular function: SNARE binding. NCBI's taxonomy places the organism in Eukaryota, Fungi, Ascomycota, Eurotiomycetes, Eurotiales, Aspergillaceae. Gene Ontology annotation, cellular component: endosome; lytic vacuole. Bases 1 to 1617 code for a protein of 538 amino acids.